Messenger RNA from Plectropomus leopardus (leopard coralgrouper), 657 nucleotides. The record is from RefSeq and is a predicted model, not a curated record. NCBI's taxonomy places the organism in Eukaryota, Metazoa, Chordata, Actinopteri, Perciformes, Serranidae.
UUAGCUUGUCGUGAAGCAGAAAGCCGGCUAAGCUAACAGGUUACUGACAUCUGUUUACUUUAAAUAUUAUCAGAUAUAAUAACAAUAAUGUCCUUUAAGAGGGAAGGCGAUGACAAGAGCCAGCUGAACAUCCUGAAGAAACGUCGCGUGGCUGACCUGCUGUCUAACUUUAUUCCGGAGGAUGAAGCAGCUCUGAUGAAAAACGGAAGGUACACUUGCCUGGUGUGUUCCUACCGGCCCGUGUUUGACACGGUUGACACGCUGACCGUCCACCGGAACGGGAAGAGACACCUGGAAGGAUUGAAAUCGUUCUAUGGCAAGAAAGCACGGCUGAAGAAUGAGAAAACGAAACGGCAACAUGAGCAGUACGUCCAGAGAGAAGAGACAGGACAGGAAGCCUCCUGUUCAGCUCCAUUACUAGAACAAACACGAUGGGUCACACAUCAUGCUCUGUUGAAGACCGCACCGUACAACAGCUGCCACACAAAAACCAGUACAAAAUCUGAAAAGGGACCACCGAGGAUCGUCUCAGAUCACAACAGCAACUCUUCCAUCGAAACAGCAGCCGAGCAAGAAAAAGCUGCACGGAAACCUGAAGUGACAAACAGUUUAUCACAAAAUACUACAAGUAGCUGCACAUCAGGUAAAGGAGGAUAA